UAAUUGAAACCUGAUAUAAGACCUGAGAUUAGUUGUAAUAUAGUUCAUACACUUAGUUCUAAUUUAACAUGCAUUUUUCUUGGUUGCUCUGCUCUGUCCUCAGCUCCGGGGUUCUAGGAACUUGGAAGAAUAGAGAGGCGGAUUUCUCGUAUGGAGAACAGGUAAACCAUGAUAUGGGUAAAGCUGUGCAUGAUGCUCGGGAGACAGUUUCCGAUCUACUCGAUGUAAAGCAUAAUAGUAUGGAGCAAGCAUACAAGUAUGAUCAAGGGGAGAAGAAGCCAAAGGACGGAAAACCAAUGGAAAAGCCCGCCAAUGAGAAACUUCUGGAAAACCAAAUGGUAAAGCAAAUGCCCACAAUGGAAAAACAUGCGGAAAAGCCUAUGCCCGCAAUGGAAAACCCCGCGGAGAAGCCUUUGCCCGCAAUUAAAAAACCUAUGGAAAAGCCAAUGCCCGCUAAAGAACCUAUGCAUCCCAAGGAAAUGCCUAAAGAAUCUAUGUCAAGUGGAAAAUAUUGAGUUCUAACGUAAAAAAAUAUACAACUUUUCUUGUUACAA
Messenger RNA from Eurytemora carolleeae, 554 nucleotides. RefSeq lists its product as uncharacterized. NCBI's taxonomy places the organism in Eukaryota, Metazoa, Arthropoda, Copepoda, Calanoida, Temoridae. The coding region runs from base 69 to 515 and encodes 148 amino acids. The record is from RefSeq and is a predicted model, not a curated record. The transcript has 2 exons.